Molecule: messenger RNA, 3326 nt
Organism: Jaculus jaculus (lesser Egyptian jerboa)
Lineage: Eukaryota; Metazoa; Chordata; Mammalia; Rodentia; Dipodidae
Gene: Supt20h
Product: SPT20 homolog, SAGA complex component
Exons: 28
Coding region: 252-2663 (803 amino acids)
Biological process (GO): regulation of transcription by RNA polymerase II
Cellular component (GO): SAGA complex
Molecular function (GO): transcription coregulator activity
Source: RefSeq, a predicted model, not a curated record
UCCGGAGCGGUGUUCGGGCGCGGUGGGGGUGUGCGCUGUCCUGGGAGACCCUGCGGGCCGGGCCUUGGCCUUGCGCGGUGCUGCUCGCGGCGGACUUUUCAGCCAAAGGUACCGGUGCGACCUGGAGAGUCGCGGGAAGACGACGAGGCGCUCCUUGGGCGCCCAUUUUGAGGAGAGUAUCUCAGACAUGGUUUUUACACCACUUCAACAACGCACCUAAGUUUUCUUACUGGAUCCCCAUCUUAUGCACAAUGGUAAGCUGCAGCGAGCAGCAAGCUUUAGAGCAAGCUUUGGAUCGUGCAGAGUAUAUAAUUGAAAGUGCUCGUCAGAGACCACCUAAAAGGAAGUACAUAUCUAGUGGAAGAAAGUCUAUAUUUCAAAAACUUUAUGACUUAUAUGUUGAAGAAUGUGAAAAAGAACCUGAAGUUAAGCAGAAAUUAAGAAGAAAUGUGAAUUUGUUGGAGAAACUUGUUAUGCAAGAGUCUCUGUCAUGUUUAGUGGUCAAUCUAUACCCUGGAAAUGAGGGAUACUCUCUGAUGCUCAGGGGAAAAAAUGGAUCGGAUUCUGAGACCAUUCGACUGCCUUAUGAAGAAGGGGAAUUGCUUGAAUACUUAGAUGCAGAAGAAUUGCCUCCUAUUUUGGUUGAUCUCCUUGAAAAAUCUCAGGUUAAUAUUUUUCAUUGUGGAUGUGUCAUAGCAGAAAUACGUGACUAUAGACAGUCCAGCAAUAUGAAAUCUCCUGGCUACCAAAGUAGGCACAUUCUCUUACGUCCAACCAUGCAGACUUUAAUCUGUGAUGUUCAUUCAAUAACAAGUGAUAAUCAUAAAUGGACCCAGGAAGAUAGACUUCUGCUUGAGAGCCAGCUAAUUCUGGCAACAGCCGAGCCAUUGUGCCUUGAUCCUUCUGUAGCGGUGGCCUGCACUGCGAACAGACUGCUCUACAACAGGCAGAAGAUGAACACACGCCCGAUGAAACGGUGCUUCAAGAGGUAUUCCAGGUCCUCUUUGAAUCGGCAACAGGAUCUGUCUCAUUGCCCCCCUCCCCCCCAAUUGAAAUUACUUGAUUUCUUACAAAAAAGAAAGGAAAGGAAAGCAGGUCAGCAUUAUGACCUCAAAAUUUCUAAAGCAGGAAAUUGUGUAGAUAUGUGGAAACGGAGUCCCUGUAAUUUGGCCGUACCUUCUGAAGUGGAUGUGGAAAAAUAUGCCAAAGUAGAAAAAUCUAUCAAAUCUGAUGACUCACAACCAACAGUCUGGCCAGCCCAUGAUGUAAAAGAUGAUUAUGUGUUUGAAUGUGAAGCUGGUAAUCAAUAUCAGAAAACAAGGCUAACUAUCUUACAAUCUGUUGGUGACCCACUUUACUAUGGUAAAAUACAGCCCUGUAAAGCAGAUGAAGAAAGUGACAACCAGAUGUCUCCAUCCCACUCUUCUACAGAUGAUCAUUCUAAUUGGUUUGUUAUUGGGUCAAAGACAGAUGCUGAAAGGGUAGUUAAUCAGUACCAGGAAUUGGUCCAGAAUGAAGCCAAAUGUCCAGUGAAGAUGUCACACUGUUCUAGUGGCUCUGCCAGUCUCAGUCAGCCUUCUCCAGGCAAAGAAACAGAACAGCCCGAGACCGUGUCAGUGCAGUCAUCAGUUUUGGGAAAAGGAGUAAAACAUCGACCACCACCCAUCAAACUUCCUUCGAGCUCAGGAAGUGGUUCCACAGGUAACUAUUUUACAGCACAGCAGGCCAGCAGCUUUCUUCAGUCUCCAACUCCUUCUAAGCCAAGUCUUUCUCGGAAGUCGUCUGUGGAUCUCAGUCAAGUUAGCAUGCUUUCUCCGGCUGCUCUGUCACCCGCCAGCUCAUCACAGAGAACCACGGCCACCCAGGUCAUGGCAAACUCUACUGGACUUAACUUCAUCAAUGUAGUGAGCUCUGUUUGUGGAGCCCAAGCUUUGACGAGUUGUGACACUGGUGCCAUAAGUCCUGCAGAAAUGGCCCUGAGCGGACUUCUGCCCUCAGGGGGUCUGUUACCAAGUGCCUUGCUGAGUGCCAUGCAGACAGCUUCUCCAGCAGGUGUACCAUUUGGUUUAAAAAAUACUUCAAGUCUCAGCCCUUUAAAUCUACUCCAGCUUCCUGGUGGUUCACUCAUUUUUAACACCCUGCAGCCACAGCCGCCGCCGCCGCCGCCACCGCCGCAGCGCUCUCAGUGUGCCCCACAACAGCCUCAGCAGGCAACGUCUUCUAGUCAACAGCCAGGUGGUCAGGGUUCUGAACAAGGUUCAUCUAGUCAAGAACAGGCCUUAACUGCUCAGCAAGCUGCUGUCGUUAACCCUACUGGAAUAGGAGGUUUUGUGCAGCCCCAGGCAGCUGUGUUGUCUCAGCUUGGCUCUGCCGAGAACAGACCUGAGCAAAGCCUUCCUCAGCAGAGAUUCCAGCUCUCCUCUACCUUUCAACAGCAGCAGCAGCAGAUACAACAGUUGCGAUUCUUGCAGCAUCAAAUGGCUAUGGCAGCAGCACAAACAGCUCAGCUACAUCGGCACCGGCACCGGCACACAGGCAGCCAGUCAAAAAGAAAUGCCUCUGUAGGUUUAUCAAGUCUUAUUCUCGGGUUUCAAGUAGGUGUUUGGAAUCCACUAUGCAGCUUCACCUUAAGCACUGGCAUCAUCCCUGCUGUACACGAUUAGAAAACGACUGCAUUGCUUGGAUUAAAAUGUAUCUCCCCAGACAGGCAACAAGCUAGUUGUCACUGUGAGCUGAGCAUGAUGACGUCUGUAGCACUAGCACUUCGUAGGCUGAGGAGGUCCAGCCCGAAAUCUUGAAGAACACAGGGGUGGAAGAUCUACAUUAGGAACUGAAAGAAACACCGCAGCUGUGGAUUCACCUUCGCCUUACUGAUAUGUUAAGGUAUCAUCAAUCUACACAAAGGCAAGACUUUCCAUGUAGAAAGCAUUUUAAAACUACAUUCUUGGCUGGGCAUGGUGGCUCAUGCCUGUAAACCCAGCACUCCAGAGGCUGUGAAUUAGUGCCAGGUCACCCUAGGAUACAGUGAAAGAAGUCUGCUCAAAAAAAAAAAAAAAUUUAAAAGGGGGGGGGAUUACAUUCUUGGACUUUGUAAGUUUCCAAAGCUUAGAUUAAAAAGAAAGUGCUUUUGUAAAGUAUUUACAGAACAUCUCUCUUUUAAAUGUGUGUCAAUCCUCCAAAUCCUUUUCCAUUUUCCUGGUUUCUCUCAAAAUACCUCCGUUUAAGCUGGGUGCGGUGGCACACGCCUUUAAUCCCAGCACUGAGAAGGCAGAGGUAGGAGGAUCACUGAGUUUGAGGCCACCCUGAGACUACAAUAUGAAUUUCAG